Saccostrea cuccullata (small rock oyster) is the source of this 1625-nucleotide messenger RNA. Its product is annotated as PIH1 domain-containing protein 1-like. The record is from RefSeq and is a predicted model, not a curated record. Gene Ontology annotation, cellular component: ribonucleoprotein complex; cytoplasm; R2TP complex. The transcript has 12 exons. The annotation marks the transcript as partial. NCBI's taxonomy places the organism in Eukaryota, Metazoa, Mollusca, Bivalvia, Ostreida, Ostreidae. Gene Ontology annotation, molecular function: protein kinase activity. Gene Ontology annotation, biological process: protein phosphorylation; box C/D snoRNP assembly; rRNA processing.
GUGGUUAAUAUGCUUGUUAGAAAGCACAACUGCAUAUAUCAAAUUUGGAAAGAAAUGGACAUCUAAGGAUGACCACGAUAGCAUUGAUGAUAGCAUCCGUAAAUCACUUGUUAUUGUGCAUUCUUAUCUACAAGAUCAUCUAGGAUCAAAAGAUUCCGAUACAAUAAGGGAAAUAAAUUGCAUUAAAGAGAAAUACGAAAAGAAAUUGGAAGAAUGUAUAAACAAGAACACUGAAAAGGACGAACUUACCUCUGGGGAUGUCAAACAAUUGCACUUAUCAAUGAAGAAAGAAGAUGAAGAUUAUCCGUACUUUGUGCAUUACGAUGGGUCUGCGGUGUGCAAGGAAGAAAAUACGCUACAAUUUGUAAUAAAAAAGUACAAAUGUAGUCUGGAAAUAGUUUUGGAUGAGUCAAAUCUGAUAGACGAAAAAACGAAAUUGCAAUAUGCAUUAGAAGCCGCCCGAGGCCUUCGAUUUCUGCACAAUAAUGAAGUUAUACAUGGAGCUGUGAAACUUUCGAGUUUUUUGGUUGAUGAAAACAACCAUGUUGUGAUAUUUGAAAUGGGACAUUCAAACCAUGGACUGCAAGAUGGCAUUGGCACUGAUCCAGAUAAAAAAGUUUCUUGGACAACAGUAGUUCCCACACCAGGUUUCUGUUUGAAAACAAAGAAAGAAAAUGGUGAGAAGGUUUUCAUAAAUGUGUGCCAAGCAGAAAAUGUACCACAGCCAAAGGACAUUACUGAAGAAGAAUUGCUAAAGUUGUUGGAAUCUGAGGAUCCAUUUGGAUUCCGAGUUCCAAUGAGUAUCGGGGAACCACAUGCAGAGAUAGAUAAAAGUGGACAAGGGUGUAUAGCCUAUGAUGUUGUGAUACACCCAGGCUUUAUGGAGAAGAUGAAGGACAGUGAAAUCUUUAAAACUUUCUUCUUAUCUGUGACUUUGGAGGGCCUGGAGGAAAAAUACUCCAUAGCAUUGUCCAGAGACUGGGUAAUCCUUAAGAACAGGAAAAGUGUAGGGAGACUCCAGGAACAGAAUGUCAGGACACAGUCAAAACCAGUCAUCAUGGAAAUGGGGGACCAGUCAACAUCUGGAAUAGGAAAACCAUUAAUUCAAGAAAUGGACACACCUAAGCCUCUAUCUCAAGAAGAACUCAAAGCCAGAGGUCAGAAACCAGAAUUCCGUAUUAUACAGGACCCACCAGAAGGUCACCCAGAUUUCUUAGUGGCUGAAAUCAGUCUUCCACAUGUGAAAAUGGCCAACACGUUAACUAUUGACGUGGGAGAGGACAGACUGGUCCUGGAGACAAGAUCCAAUAAGUACUACCUAGACAUUUACUUGCCUUAUCUACUGGUACAGGAGGACUGUGUGGCUCAGUUCAACCGAAAAACAAGGAUUCUUACUUUAACAUUACCAGUUCAGCCAGAAAAUUGAACAUCCCAUCUUGGGGCCAUUCACCGGCUUAUAUAAAAAGAUCUCAAUGAGUGCACAUAACUUCCUCAAAAAAUAAAAUUGUGACUUUACAUGCUGCUGUCCAAUGUGUGUCAGUUACCCAAAACAGCAAUAUCUGUGAUGAAAACUUAUCGAACUCAUUGAAUUUGCAUUUUUUUCUCAGUAAAUUUAUUGACAAACA